AUGAAUCCUGGCCUCUUCCUCCUGGUCUGCCUGACAGAGGCCGCCUUGGCUGCUCCCUUAGCCAAGGAGCUGUACCCGAUGCCACCCAGCGUCUUGCGAGAGAAAGUGAGCCAUAUACCUGUAGAAAACCAGGUGGAAUACAAAGCGCUCUCCAACAGGGGCACCCUGGUGCUGGAGGCCGCCAUGAAGAACGCCCUGCUGGCCACAGAGGCGGCCGUCUCGGAGCACAGGCGGAGGCUGCAGCAGUGCGAGGCGUGCACGCUCUGCCUUUUUGGAGACUGUGGAAACUGGACCCAGGAAUGCUCCCCCUCGGACGCGCCCCCAGAUGCCCUGCCCAGCUGCGAAGCUGUGUUGCGAGCCCAGACAAUCCCAGAACAGCCAGCUAGGAACUGGGCCCUUAGCAAAGUCUGCGCUGCUUACCGGCACCUCUGCAUGGGCCAGGCACGGGAUCCUGACGGUUGCAUCCACCUUAUGGCCAGUCACUGCCAGCUGCGGCUGCAGGAAUGCCGCCUGGAGAGCGACAUGGACUAUUUGAAUACGGUUGCCGACCAGUCCCUUCCAGGGCUGUGUGGGCAGCAGAGGGUUCCGGCCCCCAACGCAACGAUGGCCAAAGGGAAGAUUGUGGGGGGCAGCCCCUCCUGGCCUGGAGCCUGGCCAUGGCUGGUGUCCGUCCGGCUCAACGGGGAGUUGAUGUGCGGAGGGGUGCUGGUGGAGGACGCCUGGGUCCUCACGGCUGCCCACUGCUUCGCUGGAAGUAAAAAUGAGUUGGCCUGGUCUGUGGUGGUGGGCGACUAUGACGUGACAAAGCCGGACGAAGGCGAGCGGACGGUGCCGGUCAGCCGAAUCCUUUCCCAUCCCAAGUUCAACCCCAAGACUUUCCACAACGAUGUGGCUUUACUGGAGCUGAGCAGCCCCGCCACGCCGUCCGCCUGGGUAACUCCCGUGUGCUUGCCGGAGCGACCCACGGAGAUGGGCCCAGGGAUGCUGUGUUAUAUCAUCGGCUGGGGUUCGCUCUAUGAAGAUGGGCCUGCAGCGGAUGUUGUCAUGGAAGCCCGGGUGCCCAUCCUGGCCCAAGACAUCUGCCAAGGUACCCUGGGAUCUCAGCUCUUCACCAAUGCCAUGUUCUGUGCUGGCUACCUUUCUGGGGGCAUCGACUCAUGCCAGGGUGAUUCUGGGGGACCGUUGACAUGCUGGGACCCUUUGUCUGAGCGUUAUGUGCUGCAUGGAAUCACUUCAUGGGGCGACGGCUGUGGAGAGCGUGGAAAGCCUGGUGUAUACACCCGUGUGGCGACUUUCACAGACUGGAUACAGAAGCAGAUGGAGAAAUCGCCGUCCAGCCGGGAGCCCACCUGCUUCGAGUUGCUAGCCUUGGCCCAAAUACCGGCAGAAAAGCGUCCCGCGGAAUUUGCCCACCUCUGUGCCUUCUACGCCCAGCCCUGUUCGCCGUCGGCUAGCCCGGCCGCUUGUGCCCGUGCCGCCGAGGAAAAGUGCACGACCAGGAAGCAGCAGUGCGAACUGCGCUCAUACGCCCAGACCUUAGUGGAGUUCCUGCGCCAGGCAGAGGAGUUUUUCCGCACCCAGAUUGACUUCUCGUUCUUCACGCGUUCGCUUCCCCAGUUCAUGGAACAAGUUUACAGGCAUCUUUUCCCUGCCCGAGCACACCAGGAUUCCCCAGGCUCAUUGGCAAAAGGGACCCAUCCCCAGCGAGAGAAGCGCAGCUUCACGGAAGACAAUGACAACACAUUCGCCCAAGAAAAUUUAUCCCACACAUCUCUCCCAACAACGUCUCUCCCCACGGCUCCUGAUACAGGCUCCAGUUGUGGUCGUUUGAACGAAUCUGCCCAGCGGGUCAGUUCGGUGGGGCAGCUGUACCAGUGGAUUCUUCAAAUCCCUCAGGAGGAGCUCACCAUGACCUUUCAGGAGAUCAUGGUGGACUUGACCUCCAAGAACACCAAGGGCCUGUACCGGGCACGGAUCCAGGCCACUGUGGGACGCAAAGCUACAGCCUUCACCGGACUCAUCGGUCUAGAGACGGACUCCAUGUAUCGCAGCAUGCCCAGGCUCAUUGCUCUUGCGCUGGACAGCCUCAAGACUUAA
This is a messenger RNA of Pogona vitticeps (central bearded dragon), 2097 nucleotides long. NCBI's taxonomy places the organism in Eukaryota, Metazoa, Chordata, Lepidosauria, Squamata, Agamidae. The record is from RefSeq and is a predicted model, not a curated record.